AUGACUUUAUGGACGCUGAUCAAGAUUGUUGUUCUGCUUGUGAAUGCUAUUGCGGUGUUGAAUGAAGAACGAUUCCUGAGGAGAAUCGGAUUUGGUUACAGACCUGAAGUGGUAGCUGAAGAGAGCUUGAAAGCACGAACUAUUAAUUUACUACAUGCCGUCAGAACGCUAUUGAGAAUUCCAUUGAUAUUUAUUAAUGCAUUUGUAAUUGUAAUUUUGCUCUUGGUUGGAUAA
This is a messenger RNA of Naegleria fowleri, 234 nucleotides long. RefSeq lists its product as uncharacterized. Gene Ontology annotation, cellular component: endoplasmic reticulum membrane; Golgi membrane; COPII-coated ER to Golgi transport vesicle. NCBI's taxonomy places the organism in Eukaryota, Heterolobosea, Eutetramitea, Acrasida, Naegleriidae. Gene Ontology annotation, biological process: endoplasmic reticulum to Golgi vesicle-mediated transport. The transcript is spliced from 3 exons. Bases 1 to 234 code for a protein of 77 amino acids. The record is from RefSeq and is a predicted model, not a curated record.